Messenger RNA from Etheostoma spectabile (orangethroat darter), 11120 nucleotides. It is a transcript of the gene dmxl2, whose product is annotated as Dmx-like 2. Gene Ontology annotation, cellular component: RAVE complex. The transcript has 55 exons. Gene Ontology annotation, biological process: vacuolar acidification. Bases 320 to 9661 code for a protein of 3113 amino acids. The record is from RefSeq and is a predicted model, not a curated record. Gene Ontology annotation, molecular function: protein binding. Lineage: Eukaryota; Metazoa; Chordata; Actinopteri; Perciformes; Percidae.
CAUGUCAGGUUCGCUGCAGAGAUCCCGCUGGCUCGGCUCUCACGAUUAAUCGUAGGGAUGGUGUUGAUAGCAAGAGGCGACGGGCGGCCAGUUUUACAUGUUUACAUACAAGACAGGACCGGGUGAAAUUACAUUUAUAUGUGUCGAACACAAAUUCACAGCAACCUUACCGUUUGUUGAGGAAGACAACGCUGCCAGGCCGAGGACAACGUUGACGUUACUGAUGGAAUUCCCAGUCGUUGCUAGAUGGAGAAACCGAAAGGGUGGACUCGUUAUUAAUAAUUAAAAAAAACCCAUCUGCUGCUAAAAUACAAGGAAAAUGCAUCUGCAUCAGGUGCUGACGGGAGCGGUAAACCCUGGAGAUUCCUGCUAUUCGGUGGGGAGCGUGUAUGACAUUCCUUUCACGGCCUAUGGCUCAGGUUGUGAUGUAGUGAUCUUGGCCAGUGACUUUGAGUGUGUGCAGAUUAUCCCGGGAGCUCAAAAUGGAAACAUACAGGUGGGCUGUGUGGAGUGCUCCCACCAGCUUGGCAGGAUUGCUGCAUCGUACGGAAACACAGUCUGCAUCUUUGAACCUCUUUCUACCAACCCAAACAAACGCCACAAGCAACUUAACUAUCAGUGGCAAAAGACAGGACAGUUCUUCCUCGAUGCCAUCACCUACAACCUGGCCUGGGACCCACAAGGGAACCGUAUCCUAGCAGCAACUGAGCGGCUCCAGCUGUGGGCUCCUCCACUGACAGAUGCUCUGAUAGAGGAGGAGGAUGGGCAGUUGAAUGAGGACAAGCCCCACCCUGUCCUCAAUGACUGGAAAUGUAUCUGGCAGUGCAAGACUGCUGCAUCUGUUCACAUUGCCAAGUGGUCUCCUGAUGGGGAAUACUUUGCAACAGUUGGAAAGGAUGACUGUUUACUUAAGGUGUGGUAUCCUACCACGGGCUGGCGUUCUGCGGUGGUGGUCCACGACCCCUCCGAUAAAAAGCCUCUUCCUGUUCACUUCUCCUUUGUUUACCUGGCCCAUCCUCGCUCCGUCACUGGUGUGUCCUGGAGGAAGACCAGCAAGUACAUGCCCAAGGGUUCGGUGUGCAAUGUGUUGCUGACAUCCUGCGAGGAUGGUGUGUGUAGGUUGUGGUCAGAGACUGUGCUACCAGACGACAGCCUGCUUGGAGGACAGAUCUCUGACAACACACACUCCUUCAGCUCCAGCUUGCCAGGCCUGGCAGGCAAUAAGGACAAGAUCCAGCAUGCUUUGGAGUCAAUCCACCACCUGAAGCAUCUGCGCCGGGGCCGGCGACGAUCCUCUGCUCUGGUGGCACACAGUGAGCUGCUGCCCUCUCAGCUUGGCACGCAGGAUGCGCACACUCACCGCCACAUAGCUCAUCAUGCCAAUGCCCUGUGUCACUUUCAUAUCUCAGCCAGUAUUAACCCCAACACAGAUAUCCCAUCUGUGCUGCCUGACUCUGCAGUGUUCAACCCAGACGAUGGCACUGGUGGUGGAGGCUUCGUUGUUCACUGGCUCAACAAUAAGGACCUCAGCUUCACUUCCUCCAUGGACCUCUUUAUGCUGCAGCUCCGUAAAUUCUCUGAACAGCAGCUGGACCAGACUACAGAGGACCCCCUGGACCCUGAAGGAUCUCCUAUAAAGUUUGACUUUGACCUGGACGAGAUGUCUGACAAAGGGUCCUCAGAGCACGGUGAAGAGGGUGAGCCAGGGGAGCAGGGGAGCACCAAGGCAUCCUCCCCGGGAUCCAGCUCCAGCAUACCUUUGCCCUCCAUGCUGCUGGAGAGGAAGAUGGAGACUCUGAUCACAGAGUGGAACAAGAGCCCAGAUAUGUUGUUCACCAUCCACCCUACCGAUGGAUCUUUCCUGGUUUGGCAUGUGAAGUACUUGGAUGAAUUCAACCAAGGCAUCUUUAGACAGGUUCAGGUGUCUUUCUCCUCCCGUAUUCAAGUGGCAUUUCCUACAGGUGAUGCCAAUUCACUGAGUAAAAACAUCCUGAUGUAUGCCUUUACUUUGACUGAGAGUGAGCAUACCAGUGCAGAUGACCAGGGGAGGAUGGUCCAACGUGUCUCCCACUCUGCUUCAGCUUCGGCCGGCCUCGGUUCACCCGCACUGGCCUCCUCUCCCAACCCGUGCCGUGGCAUCAGUCCUGCUGUCAUGAUGGUCUCAAAGCAUGUUGAUGGAUCUCUCAAUCAGUGGGCAGUAACAUUUGCUGAGCGCUCUGCCUUCUCCAACGUACUAACUGUGUCACACAAGUUCCGGUACUGUGGCCACCGCUUUCAUCUGAACGACCAAGCCUGCCACACAGUGCUGCCACUGCUGCUGACCUCCUCUCACCAUAAUGCUCUGCUCACCCCUCCCUCAGCCCCUGGCAGCCUGGAAGAUGAGCAACCUCCUACCUUUCCCCAACCAAAGGGACUUCCACGCAGGAAGCAGCUUCGUAAUGCAGCUACAAGGACAUUCCAUGACCCCAAUGCCAUCUACAGUGAGCUUAUCUUGUGGAGGGUGGACCACAUUGGACCCUUGUCCUGCACUGGAGGGGUCUCUGAACUGGCCCGUAUCAACUCUCUGCACACCUCUGCCUUCAGCAAUGUUGCUUGGCUACCUACACUAGUACCCAGCUCUGUUCUUGGAUCUUACUGUAACAGCGCCAGUGCCUGUUUUGUGGCAUCAGAUGGUAAAAACCUGCGUCUCUAUCAAGCUGUGGUGGAUGCCAGAAAACUGCUGGAUGAGCUGUCAGACCCUGAAACGUCUAAACUGGUGGGCGAAGUUUUCAACAUUGUCAGCCAGCAGUCCACUGCCAGACCUGGAUGUAUCAUAGAGUUGGACGUCAUUACAAACCAGUGUGGUGCCAACACCCAGUUGCUGCAUGUCUUCCAAGAGGACUUCAUUCUAGGUUACAAGCCUCAGAAUGAAUCUGAGGCAUACACACCGGCCUUUCCAUCUGGUGAAGAUUACCAACCUGCCCCAUUCUCUGAGAAGUUCUUCCUGGUGGUGAUAGAAAAGGAUCUCAACAGAAACUCUGUCUUGCAGAUGUGGCAUCUGCACCUCAAGUCUGUGCAGGCCUGUGUUGAUGAGCUAAGCCCAGACUUUAGCUUCCAGAGCCAGCUAAUGGUUCCCAGUCAAGUUGUGAAUGCUGACUCUUCUCCAGAGACCUCACCUAUCAGACCACUGCCACGGUCAGCCUCUACAGCCAACUUGCAAUCAGCCAGCAAACUCAUCCUCAGCUCCAAGCUGGUGUACAGCAAGAGGCUCGACCUGCCCCACGGGGUGGAGGUUACCAGGGCCACCCCCUCUGCAGGUCAUCUGAGUUCCUCUUCUAUCUACCCUGUGUGCCUGGCUCCGUACCUGAUUGUCACUACCUGCUCUGAUUCUCGCGUGCGGUUCUGGCACUGUGCUGUGGAGGGGGAUGAUGGGUAUAGCGAGGAGGACCGGGACAACCGUGCAUACCGCUGGGAGCCCUGGGCCCUGAUGAAUGAGGAGGAAGACAACAACAGUGCUGUGUGUGUGUCUGGACGGCCUGUUGCUGUGUCCUGCUCCUACAUUGGCAGGCUGGCCAUAGCCUUUAAAAAGCCAAGACAGGGCCAGCUGCAAGGUUCUGGAGAGGACUUCUCCAUGCACGUGUCCAUCUAUGAGUGUGAAUCUACUGGCGGCUCAGAGUGGGUUUUAGAGCAAACUCUACACUUGGACGACUUUACCAGACCCUCAUCAACCCUGGAUCCAAGAGUCAGUGUGGACUCCAACCUCUUUGUCUACAGCAGGUCUGACCUGUACAUGAGCAGAGACCAUAGCUCCCCCAACAUUAAGCACUACGUUCACUUGGACUGGCUGUCAAAGGAAGAUGGAUCUCACAUCCUCACUGUGGGAGUUGGAUCCAAUAUUCUCAUGUACGGCCGUAUCUCUGGCGUGGUAAAUGAGCCGACUAGCAGCAAGGAGGGAGUGGCUGUCAUCACCCUUCCUCUAGGGGGCAGUAUCAAACAGGGCAUCCGCUCACGCUGGAUCCUACUUCGAUCUGUGGACCUCCUGUCCUCCGUUGACGGCACGCCGUGUCUGCCAGUCUCCUUGUCCUGGGUGAGGGAUGGCAUCCUGGUGGUGGGCAUGGACUGUGAAAUGCAUGUGUAUGCCCAGUGGCAUCAGGACAAGAAGCCUGGGGAGGGAGAGGAGGGCAUCCUAUCAUCUGCAGACAUUGCUGGAACGGUUUCCUCCUCGGUCUUUGAAGGGAGAGCUCGGUCUAAGAGUGUGUUUGAAGGGAGUGCUGCAGUGGAUGAGGCCCUUCGUGCCCCGGCAGGACUUCAGGAAGGAGGACUAUUUGAAGCUGCUCACUCCCUGUCUCCGACUCUGCCCCAGUACCAUCCCACCCAGCUGCUGGAACUCAUGGACCUGGGCAAGGUUCGCCGUGCAAAGGCCAUCCUUGCCCACCUGGUGAAGUGUAUUGCCGGAGAAGUCGCUGUAGUGAGGGAUGUAGAAGCUGGUGAGGGCGGAGCCAGAAGGCAUCUGUCCCGUACCAUCAGUGUGACUGGCAGCACAGCAAAAGACACCAUUGUGGCUGGCCGUGAUGGGGGCAGGGACUACACAGAGAUAAACUCCAUCCCUCCCUUGCCCCUCUAUUCCCUCAUAUUGGCUGACCUUGACACCUCGUACAAGGGAGCGGAAGAGGCUGCUAAGGGAACUAAGGGGGCCGACGGUGAGGGAUCCCAGAAGUCCGCAGAGGACCAGUAUGCUGACCUCUUCCAGGUGCAAACAGUUACCACAGAUGAUUUUGUGAACUUUGCCACCGACAAGCCAGAGAGGAAGUCACGAGUUAUCAACCUAUCUCAAUAUGGACCUACCUACUUUGGUCCGGAGCAUGCUCAGGUAUUGUCCAGUCACCUCAUGCACUCCAGCCUACCAGGACUGACCAGACUAGAGCAGAUGUUCUUGGUGGCCUUGGCUGAUACUGUUGCAACCACCAGUGCUGAGGUCACCAGCUCCACUGACCAACAGUACACAGGUGGCGAGGCUCUCGAUGAGUGUGGACUGAGGUAUUUGCUGGCCAUGCGUCUUCAUACCUGCCUGCUCACUUCUCUGCCCCCCCUCUACCGCAUGCAGCUGCUCCACCAGGGCCUAUCAACAUGUCACUUUGCAUGGGCCUUCCACUCGGAGGCAGAAGAAGAGCUGCUUAACAUGGUCCCAGCCAUGCAGAGAGGCGACCCACAGUGGUCUGAGCUCAGAGCUGUUGGAGUGGGAUGGUGGAUACGCAACAUCAACACUCUGAGGAAAAUGGUGGAGAAGGUAGGUAAAGCUGCGUUCCAGAGACACAACGAUCCUUUAGAUGCUGCUCUAUUCUUCUUGGCCAUGAAGAAGAAGGCUGUGCUGUGGGGACUCUUCAGGUCUCAGCAUGAUGAGAAGAUGACUCAGUUUUUCAAGAACAACUUCACUGAAGACCGCUGGCGAAAAGCAGCUCUGAAAAAUGCUUUCUCCCUGCUGGGAAAGCAGCGUUUUGAACAGUCCGCUGCCUUUUUCCUACUGGCUGGAUCACUCAAAGACGCCAUAGAGGUGUUGCUGGAGAAGAUGGAGGAUCUCCAGUUAGCCAUGAUAGUAGCAAGACUGUAUGAGGCUGACUUUGAGAAUUCAUCCACCUGCCAAGGCCUCCUUUAUGAGAAGGUCCUGGGCUGUAACAAGGAUGGAAGUGGUUACCACUGUUCCAGACUGCACCCUGACCCUUUCCUCCGCAGCAUAGCCUACUGGAUCAUGAAGGAUUAUACCCAAGCCCUAGACACACUGUUGGAACGAAUCCCCAAAGAGGAUGAUGAGAACCCUGAUGUGAUGGUGAAAGCUUGCAACCCUGUGGUGUUUAGUUUCUAUAACUACCUGAGGACACACCCUUUGAUCAUCCGUCGCCACUUUGCAAAUCCAGAGGCUCCUGCGACAACUGUGGGCCUCACUGCUGAGAAAAGCAGUGCAGUUGAGAUCAACCUUAUAGAGCGCAAACUGUUCUUCACUACUGCCAAUGCACACUUCAAGGUCGGAUGCCCAGUUCUGGCUCUGGAAGUGCUUUCUAAAAUACCCAAAGUUACCAAGAAAUCUAGCUCCUCCCCCCUCAGCAAAGCUUCAUCCAAAGCCAACUUGAACUCCAGCCAACCCCUGGAAAAUGGCACCCAGGGAGGCGUGGAAUGGGGCUCCCCUGCAGCCAAUGCCUGGGGAGGAAAUGAUAGUGCGGGUGGGUUGGACUGGAUCCAGCCUUUGGUCAAGGUGGAGGAAGACACUCUGAAGCUGGACUGGGAAGAAGACAAGGAAGAUGAUGAAGAAGAGGAUGAUGAUGGUCUGAGUAUGAAGAAACCAGAGGCUGAGACCAAAGGAGACGAAGUCGCACAGGGUGAGUCAGAGGUGGACGUGAUAGCAGAGCAGCUGAAGUUUCGCGCCUGUCUGAAGAUCCUGAUGACAGAACUGCGUACUUUGGCAACAGGCUUUGAGGUGGAUGGAGGGAAGCUCCGCUUUCAGCUCUACAGUUGGCUAGAGAAGGAGAUAGCAGCCAUGCAUACAAUCUGCAACUACAAGGUGGAGGGGAAGGAGGAGGAUUCAGAGGUGGAGCGCUGGAGAGAGCGUACAGCAUCAGUGGACAUAUCAGACGAUGCCCUGGAGCGCACAGAGGCCGGGGCUUACGAGCGUCACCAGAUGGAGCGACGUCGUCUUCAGGCCAAGCAGCAGCACUCUGAGAGGCGCAAGGCGUGGCUGAGGAAGAACCAGGCGCUGCUGAGGGUGUUUCUGUCCUACUGUAGCCUUCAUGGAGCCAAGGGAGGAGGAGUCACCUCUGUUCGCAUGGAGCUUCUAUUCCUUCUGCAAGAGAGCCAGCAGGAGACCACAGUUAAGCAGCUGCAGUCUCCUCUGCCUCUGCCUACUACACUGCCUCUGCUAUCAGCUUGCAUUGCCCCCACCAAGACGGUCAUAGCCAAUCCAGUUCUUCACCUCAGCAACCACAUUCACGACAUCCUCCACACCGUCACCUUAAUGGAGACCCCGCCGCAUCCUGACAUCAUAGAUGAUCGGGUGAAUGCUCUGCACACUCUAGCAGCAUCUCUGUCUGCUUGCAUCUAUCAAGCACUGUGUGACAGCCACAGUUACAGCAGCCAGACAGAAACCAACCAGUUCACAGGGAUGGUGUACCAGGGCCUGUUGCUCAGUGAGAGGAAACGACUCCGUACAGAAAGCAUUGAAGAACAUAUUACUCCCAACUCUGCUCCUGCACAGUGGCCAGGUGUGUCAUCCCUGAUUUCUCUGUUGACGUCUGCCAGAGAGGAGGACCAGCCGAGGCUCAACGUGCUGCUGUGUGAAGGGGUCAUGGCUGUUUAUCUAGCACUGCUCAUUCAUGGUCUGGGCACUCACAGCAGCAAUGAACUCUUCCGCCUUGCAGCACAUCCCCUCAACAACCGCAUGUGGGCCGCAGUCUUUGGGGGAGGGGCCAAAGUCGUUAUUAAGCCAAAGAGGCCUGAGACCCCACCAGUGCCAGCUGAUUUUGAGGCAGCCAGGCCAGAGGACUCUCAAGAGGCAGGAAGACCUGAGCAGAGCAGCCUCACCCCAAACCCCACUCCCACCCCCACUGACACCCAGCGCCCCAAACGACCCCCUCCUCCCGUUUCAAGGGGAGAGGGGUUGGGCACUGUGGCACAAGCAACUAAAGCCAGCUCAACAGCUGGGCCUAGCAAGGAGUGUUCAGAGGCCAAGGCUGAUCAUCCGUCUCAGACUAAAUCUGAAUCUGAGACUGAACCAGUGGCUCCCCCUCAGCCCCCAGCGGAGGAUGUGGACCGAUACAGACGUAGGUUCAACAUGAGGAUGCUUGUUCCUGGGCGCCCUGUAAAGGAAACACCAGCCACCCCACCUCCUGUGCCCACAGAGAGACCCACAUACAGGGAGAAGUUCAUUCCCCCAGAGCUGAGCAUGUGGGACUACUUUGUGGCCAAACCCUUCCUGCCGCUGUCAGACAGCAAUGCUCUUUGUGACUCAGACGAAAGCGGCGCAGAGGAUGAUGAAGGUGACGACGACGCCUUCCUUUCUGACACACAGAUAACGGAGCACUCUGACCCCAACUCCUACAGUUGGUCUCUGAUCCGCCUGGUCAUGGUGAAACUGGCUCAUCACAACGUCAAGAACUUUCUCCCUCUCACUGGCCUCAACUUCACAGACCUGCCAGUCGUCUCCCCUCUUAGCAACGCUGUGUUAAAGACCAUAGAGAAUUGGGAGCAGCUUCUGCUGGAGCGAAUGAACAGCUUUGACGGACCGCCUCCCAACUACAUCAACACUUACCCUACCGACCUUAGCGCAGGAGGUGGCCCCGCCAUACUCCGACACAAGGCCAUGCUGGAGCCAGACAACACACCCUUCAAGACAAAGAACCAUCAGUCCUUUCCAGCCCGACGCCUUUGGCAUUUCCUGGUCAAACAGGAAGUUCUUCAGGAGACUUUGAUCCGUUACAUCUUUACUAAGAAAAGGAAGCAGAGUGAGGUGGAGGCAGAUAUGGGCUACCCAGGAGGCAAAGCUAAAAUCAUUCAUAAGGAGUCUGAUAUAAUCAUGGCCUUUGCCAUCAAUAAGUCUAACUCCAACGAGAUAGUGUUAGCCUCCACUCAUGAUGUUCAGGAGGUGGACGUGUCUACUCUGGUGGCUGUCCAGCCCUACACCUGGAUAGGGGACGACAUGGAUAAGGAGUCCCGCAGCUCUGACGACAUAGAUCACCGUUCUUCUCAAACCAACAUCGCCCAGUCAAGCUCUGUACCCUUUGCACCGCCGCAGAUCCCAGUCUCUGCAUCCAUGCCAUGGCUCGGCAGUGGGCAGACCAGCAUGGGAGCCAGUGUGAUCAUGAAGAGGAAUCUAAACAAUGUGAAGAGAAUGACAUCCCAUCCCAUAUAUCAGUAUUACAUGACAGGGGCUCAGGACGGUAGUGUGAGAAUGUUUGAAUGGAACAGACCACAGCAGCUUAUUUGCUUCAGACAGGCAGGCAACGCUAGAGUCACCCGGCUCUAUUUCAACUCCCAGGGCAAUAAGUGUGGAGUUGCUGACGGAGAGGGCUUCCUCAGUCUCUGGCAAGUCAACCAGACAUCCUCCAACCCCAAACCCUACCUGAGUUGGCAGUGCCACACUAAGACCUGUGGGGAUUUUGCCUUCAUCACAUCCUCAAGUCUCAUCGCCACUGCCGGACAGUCCAGUGAUAACAGAAAUGUUUGCCUGUGGGAUACUCUGAUUUCACCUAGCAAUACCAUGGUCCAUGCGUUCCCCUGCCAUGAGAACGGGGCCACUGUGCUGCAGUAUGCUUCUAAACAGCAGCUUCUCAUCACUGGAGGACGAAAGGGAUUUGUGUGUGUGUUUGAUAUCCGCCAGAGGCAGCUGCUACACACUUUCCAGGCCCAUGACUCAGCCAUCAAGGCCCUUGCACUGGAUGCCUUUGAAGACUUCUUCGUCACUGGCUCUGCAGAGGGCAACAUGAAGGUGUGGAAGUUAUCCGGCCAUGGACUCAUGCACUCUUUUAGCACCGAGCAUUCCAAGCAGUCUAUCUUUCGCAACAUUGGUGCCGGUGUCAUGCAGGUGGAAACCCGGCCCGGUAACCGCAUCUUCACCUGUGGAGCAGAUGGCACCCUAAAGAUGAGGGUCCUCCCUGACCGCUACAAUAUCCCCAGCAGCUUGGUUGACAUCCUGUAACGCCUACUUCCACUUCUGAGGGUCCAAAGAGAAAAGAGGCGGAAAGAAAAAACACAAAAAGCUUACGUAACACUUGCUAGGAAUUGAUAGUAUAAUUGAUUGGGGAAGAGGUAGUCAAAGGAUCACCAUGCUUUUGGCAUCUUUUAGAGUGUAAUGGGUUUACUGUUGAUGUAAAUCAUAUGCACAAUGGAGAACGGAGCUGCAAAUAUUUUUUUCCCCCCCAAAGGCUGAAAGCAAAGUUACAAGAAAAAGGUCUCAUACUUGAUUUUAAAAGCUAGUUUUAUUGUAAUUUUAUUGAAAAAUCUCUACUCUUAGAGUGUGUCCAUAGGGAAGCUAUGCAUGUCCUGUUCUCGUUACGCGGUGCAAUCACAGGUCUAUUGAUAGUGCUCUGUAAAAGUGCUCAAGCAAACAUUUUAAAAGUGUUUAACUGUCGUCAUUUUGUGCCCACAGCUGAAAUCUCUUAGCAUCUACUGUAACCAGCACUGUGGUUUGUUAUUAAGUCAGUGGUUUCCGGUGUGAAUCGAGUUGUUGGAAUCUGCAUUUUUGUUUCAAUGGUUUUGGCGCCCACCCCCUGCCUUUUUGCCCGGCUUUUCCCAGCCCUUAUGGAAGAGUUGAUGGUGCAUUGCUCCUAUAGUGACACCCCACCCCACCCUCCUUUCACUUGCUGCCCUUCACCCACUCUGGCCUCUUCUGGUUUGGGCUCGACCCGGCUCGGUUUGGCCCCGUGAGUGUGUGUCUGUCAUCUGUACGCCUGCCCGCCCACCUGCCUUCAAAUGCCUGUUUGUGUGGCUGACUCACUGCUAGAACAUUCCUGUUUGGACGAUGAUGUGUUUUACUCCUGUGACUGUGAUUUCAAUGUUUCCAUCUGUCUGGUACAAACCCGAAUGCCCCCCCUCACCCCACCCACCUCACCCUCCAGAGCAGAAACACAAAGGUUCACUUCUGGUUUUGCACAAGAUAUAAUUUUUUUUUUUAAUUGUAUUUAAAUUAUUUAUAUGUUUGUGUUUGUUUGGUUGACCAUUCCUGUUUAACGUAUUGCCUUUCAUUUUAGGAAUGUAAGGGGUUUUACUGUAUCUGACUGGGAGAUGUGCAACACAGUCUACUGUACGUUAGUGUGUGUGUGUGUUACCUCGCUAGUUGUUUUUACUGUUUUAUCCGUAAGGAAUAGAUAUUUGCACUCAAAUUCUGGAGACACUAAUUGUUUAUUUCAAAUAAAUAGGAUAUUGAAGAAGAAAAUGUUACAUACAAAUGAAUGUCUGGCUUUAUUUGGCCUAGUAGUAAAACGUUUGAAAUAGUUUUAAUAUAUAAAUUAUAUAAAUAUAUAUAUAUAAAUCCCACAACAGCUUGUACAAACAUGAAAGCAUUUCUUUAUUUUUUGGUUUGUAUCAUAACAGCUGGAUUAGUUGUAACUUUUGUGUAUGUAUGGUAUUUAUUAAAGAGAUUUGUGUUUCUCUCCUUC